Sphaeramia orbicularis (orbiculate cardinalfish) is the source of this 2789-nucleotide messenger RNA. It is a transcript of the gene ssc4d, whose product is annotated as scavenger receptor cysteine-rich domain-containing group B protein. Gene Ontology annotation, cellular component: membrane. Lineage: Eukaryota; Metazoa; Chordata; Actinopteri; Kurtiformes; Apogonidae. Bases 1 to 2169 code for a protein of 722 amino acids. The record is from RefSeq and is a predicted model, not a curated record. The transcript is spliced from 14 exons.
AUGGCGUCGCACGCGACCGCCGCUCAAUACGACGUCACCGCGCAGAUAAAGUCAGGGGGAAUUCUGUAUGAGCGCAGAGACAAACAAGCACAGAGUUCGGCCGGUGGCGACAACACAUUGAGCGGCGGUCGGCGGGCAGCAGUCGGACGAACACCCUGUGUGCCCCUGUUGGACCCUGUGGUGGCCCUGUUGGACCCUGUGGUGGCCCUGUUGGACCCUGUGGCAGUCCUGUUAGACCCUCUGGUGGCCCUGUUGGACCCUGUGGCGGCCCUGUUUUGGCCCGUGGGCUGUAUGUUUGACACCCCCAGUCUAGAAGAAUGUGAAGUAUUCAGCGUCCUAUCUGCCUCCAUCGUUGAUGUUUUGCUCAGCUGUGGGUCUGUGCGUUGCAGGCGGAGGCUGAGUCCCACAGCCAUGAGAGGACAGCGAGUGGCGGAGGGCGAGUGUCGGUGCUGGAGCCCGGUCGUCUGGAUCCUGGUGUCCUUGAUGGGGUCCCUGUUCCUGGUGGCCGUCAGCCUGCGCACGAGGCUCGGAGAUAUGAAGAUCUCUAAGCGUGCCGUCCCGCUCAUAGCCAAUGACGUGCCGCCACUUGAUGUGAUACAGUACCAAGUCCAACUGGUCAACGGGCGGAACCGGUGUGAAGGUCGCGUCGAGGUCUUCUACAACGACUCAUGGGGGACAGUGUGUGACGACGAGUGGGACAUGGUGGACGCCAACGUAGUGUGUCGACAGCUGGACUGUGGCGUGGCGGUGGCCCUGGGCAGCAGCUCGCAGUUCGGACAGGGGGCGGGGCUUAUCCUGAUGGACAACGUGGACUGUAAGGGCAGCGAAGGCUCCCUGAGCGAGUGCACCAGUCUGGGCUGGGGAGUUCACAACUGCUACCACUUCGAGGAUGUGGGAGUGGUCUGCAGAGAACCAUCAGUGAUGGGGCCAUACUUCCGGGACAUCACCGUCACCACGCCCCCCUACUGGAACCUGGACUUACGUGAUGGUACCCUCCGUCUGGUGGGGGGUCAGUACGACUGCGAGGGCCGGGUUGAGAUCUACUACCAGGGCUACUGGGGGACGGUGUGCGACGACGCCUGGUCCUUCACCGAUGCCCAGGUGGUGUGCCGGCAGACGGGCUGCGGCUCCGCCCACGCUGCCCUCACCAACUCCUUCUUCGGUUUCGGGACCGGGCGCAUCCUCCUGGACAACGUCAACUGCAUCGGAUAUGAGCAGCAGUUGAGCCGAUGCCACAACCUAGGCUGGGGGAAGCACAACUGUGGACACCACGAGGAUGCCGGCGUCUCCUGUGCAGGUUCAACGUCCACUGAACCUCCUCCAGUGACCACGUCACCCAGAAGGGAAACCACCACCAGUGUCACUGACGCCACUGAAGCAACACAAGCUCCUGUUGUUACUGAAAGUCCAACAACCAAACCAACUGCGCCUGCACCGACUCCAGCCAGGCCGUCCAUCCGGGUGGUGAACGGGAACAGCAGCUGCCAGGGCCGGGUGGAGGUCCGCUACAAAGACUUCUGGGGGACAGUGUGUGACGACGAGUGGAACAUGCUCAACGCCCUGGUGGUGUGCAGACAGCUGGGCUGUGGACCCCCCAUCGAGGCCAAGAACCAGGCCUUCUUCGGAUAUGGCCAGGUCCCCAUCCUGCUGGACAACGUGGCGUGUACGGGGGAGGAGCUGGAGCUGUCCAUGUGCUUCCACCUGGGCUGGGGUCAACACAACUGUGGACACCACGAGGACGCUGGCGUCAUCUGUUCAAAUGUGGAGCCUCUGGCUCGAGGUUUAAAUGACUUUCCGGCAGAAGUGACAGAAACGGCCCCGACCACAACAUCCACCCAACCCCCUGAAGGGAUGAUGCAACUGGCCGGAGGAAGCCACCGCUGCGAGGGCCGGGUGGAGCUGUUCAUAAACGCAUCAUGGGGGACAGUGUGCGACGACGCGUGGGACCUCCCCGACGCCCAGGUGGUGUGCCGUCAGGUGGGCUGCGGCGAUGCGUUGGCAGCGGUGACGGUGGAGACGCACUUUGGGCCAGGGGUGGGGACCAUCCUCCUGGACAACCUGAAGUGCACAGGGGCGGAGCCAUCGCUGACAGACUGCUCCCAUAUAGGAUGGAACGUACACAACUGUGACCACACUGAGGACGCCGGCGUCAUCUGCUCGCUGUUGUGAUUGGCAGAUGAGUGGGGAAGUGGGCGGAGCUAACUGGGACUUGUAUUCAUUGUGUAAAUAAAUGCUUUCACGUCGCUGAAGGAUUGCCACCGCCACCGUAUGAGAUAACUAAUAUGACGAUAUAUGAUGACAUACUAUAACUAUCUAAACCUUUAUUAAGCACUUUAUAAAUAAAAAUACAAUAUAAAAUAUGAUGUACACAGUUUUUUAUUUGAAGAAAACCUUUAAAUGGUCUGUUUCAGUCUGUGUACGUGUUGUUAAAGGUAGUAUUUGAUGAGUGAAGAGCAGGACAACGUCUAUUGAUUAUUAAUUAACCAGAAGUAAAACACAAACCGUGACAACGCAGGAAACAGAACCAUGGUCCAUGUGUACCUUGUGAAUAUAUUUUUAUUUCAUUGACAAAUAAUAUGCCUGUAAACCACCAUAUAAAUAAAUGUAACUGAUGAUCAUGUGACAAAUAAAUGUUCUUAUUUUCACUAAAAUGUUUUCAGUGUUAAAACAGAUGAUGGAAUUGAACAUCUGUUCUGAAAAUAAUGAAACUUAAUCAGAAUGAGGCAACUGUGUGUUUUACUGUGAAAUUCCAUUUUCAGAAUUCUCACUUUAAACUUUCAGCAUUUGGU